Molecule: messenger RNA, 1852 nt
Organism: Hydra vulgaris (swiftwater hydra)
Lineage: Eukaryota; Metazoa; Cnidaria; Hydrozoa; Anthoathecata; Hydridae
Product: coiled-coil domain-containing protein 191
Source: RefSeq, a predicted model, not a curated record
AAAACUAGAGUUAGAGUUAAAUAAAAAAAAAUUUAAAGAGGAGAGCAUAAAAAAAAUGUUAUAUAAUGUGAAAAUACUUCAAUGCCAUUUUUCUGCAUGGCAUCGUUUAGUGGUUAAAAGGCGAAUAGGCAUUCUGUUAUUAACCCAGAAUAUCAAUUACAAGUGUAUGUUGCGAACAUGGGAAGCAUGGAGAGCUUAUGUUUCUUGGAUGAAAUUCAGCACUGAUUCUCAAAACACUAAAGAAUUGUUAUCGAAUAUACAGAGAAAAUCACAGUUGGCUAUGAAGCAUCAUUCACAAAGACUGGUUCGAAAUUGUUUUUUAUCGUGGUUAAGCUAUACUAGGCUUUUUUUACAAAAAAAGCGUCUGCUACAAGAACAUAAAAAAAAUGCAGAAAAGAUGGCAAUUUUUUUUGAGGCAGCUUCAAAUAAUUUUUUUCAUGAUAAAGCUAAUGUUGGUGAAAACUUUGAUAGACCUAAUUCGCUUCACAUCAAUGAGUUUGAAGAUAAAAAUAGAAACACUGUUCUCCAAAAUAUUGAGUUACAGAAUAAACUAGCACUAUCAAACAAAGCAAGUCAAGCUAGUAAAAAUUUAUACAGCAACAAAGAAUUAUUGAAUUCUGAAAAAAAAGAGACUGAAAAAGAUAUUCAAACACAAGAAAUUAUAAAAAACAACCAGUUUGUAAGCAAAGAAUUGAAACAGUCUGUUCCAAAUGAAAUGCAAAAACAAAAGUUUAUUAAAACAAUCCAAAAAAACAAUAAUGUAAAUCGCCCAUUUCAUUCGAAUCGUUCAGAGAAUUAUUUGAACAAGCAAUCAAGCACUCUUAUUAAAGCAAUGGAAGAACGAGAAAAAAAAAGAAAAGAACUUAAAGAACUUGUUGAAGCUGAAAAGAGAAAAAAAGAAGAAGACAGACUGAAAGAACUGCGUCGUCAACAAGAGGAACGAGAACUUGAAGAACAGAGAGAAAAACAAGAAAGAUUGCGAAUCAAAAAUGAGGAAAAAAAACUUAAACUUCAGAGAGAAAAAGAAAAAGUUUUACGAAUCGAACAACAUCGCUUUAAAAAUGAACUAGCUAUAAAUCACUUUAAUAAGGUACUUCUCCGUAAAUACGGGCUUCAGCCAUUAAAAAAUAUUGUUGCAGUUACUCAAAAAAAUAUUGAAAUUAGCUGUAAACACAGAAGUAUUACAUUGCUUAGGCUUGUGAUGAAUAAAUGGUUCAGCUAUGCAAAGACUAAAGUUCUUGAUCGAGUGACAAUGGCUGACCAAUUCUAUAAUAAAUUAUUGUUAAAAAGAGGUGUGAAUUCCUUAUUAAAGGCAUGUUUUUAUCAUCAAAGAAAAAUGGAUAUAGCUGCAAAUUUCUCUUGUGUACGAAUCAUGAAGUAUACUUUUAAAUUGUGGCAAACCUUUGUUACUGAUGAGCGAAUACUAAUGUGGGCCAAAGAAAGUUCUGCAAUUGAUCAAAAUACUCAACGUUUACUUAAAAAAUAUUUUACGGCUUGGAUCACAUACGUAAAGUUUCAAGCAAAUGAACGCCAAAGGGAAAUCGGUCGCGAACUUCUCAGAAAAAAAGUGCAAUUGUGGUUGCCGGACUAUUUUGGAAAAACACAACAAGAAGAAAAUGAUUUUGGGAAAAAGCAAUAUGAAGAGUGUAUAAGGGAUUUCUAAAUACUUAAAAGUACUGAUUGGUUACUUUUAGAAAUAUUUUUCAAAUCCUAAUGCAUUAAUCUAUACAAUACAUCCGGUAUACAACAAUAUAUACAAUUAUAUACAAAAUAACUUUGCAAUAUUUUCAUUCUAAAUAUAUUAGCAAUGUUUCGAUAUGUAAAUGAUAACAAAACGUAACAAUUCGGUAAA